Debaryomyces tyrocola is the source of this 141-nucleotide messenger RNA. NCBI's taxonomy places the organism in Eukaryota, Fungi, Ascomycota, Pichiomycetes, Serinales, Debaryomycetaceae. The record is from the annotation of a GenBank genome assembly.
AUGGGAAAAAAAUUAUUUGCGCAUGCGCAGAGAAGAUUCCCGGAACAACAAAAGCUAAUCCAGGCGUCGAAGGCAAGUGCAAAUGGAAGCUAUGACGGAGUAGAAGAUGACGAUGAAGAGGAUGACGGUGAUGGAAGAUGA